AUGCUUCAGAUGGUCUGUAAAGCAUUCCGCUGGCUUCCUGCGCGUUUGCGGGGAGCGCUCUUCAAUCUGAAUGCACACCUGCGAGGGUUCGUUCUUGAACCUGAUAAGUUCCGCCAACGUAUGCAGGAUUGCGACGCCAUAAUCUCGCGCGGGUUCGCGCUCAACUUCUUUGUCCGUGGAUGUUCGCAGACUCUGUAUUUGGAUGUCUUCACACAAUACAUCACAGAGGAGGAGAGCUAUGUCACCAGUUCAAUGCAGGACGCAACUGACGAGCGAGAUAGAGACAUACACGGCAUCCUCCUGCUUCAAAAUCUUGAGCGCAAAACGACAAUCCGCAUCGUUCAGACUGCAUCAUUUCCCCUGUUAACCAUCUUGCAAACCUCCUACACAACUGCAGACCUUAAUUUCAUACUCUGCGACAAGGCAUACUCGCUCUUUCCAGCCCUAACCAUACAAAAGCAUGUGUUUUAUCCUUUAAGAGACUUGGACAAUGAAGGUGGUCGCAGGCUGGUCGAGUAUGCGCACCAAGGAUGGACAAAUCGUGAUUUCAAUUGGGCGGACUGGUCAUCUGAAGGUUUGAAAGGUCUGGGCUAUCGGCGCAUAGGCAAUAAGUUAUCCCUAGUUGUGCAUCUUCAAGACGGCGUCGGUACACCCUCUUCCACACUUUCCCACUUUAUCGAGCACUCCCGUUGCGAGAUCACGCAUGUGUCUCUAUCCGCUCAUUUCGGGAACAACACGCGCAGACGAAGAAACCUUAAUGCCAGUUACCACGUGCUGACCCUGACGGCGAAGAAGAUUUCUUCCUAUUCUCUGCGCCGUCCACUUACGGAUGGACAAUUCAGUGGUUGGGAGGACUUUGUCAGAGAACGCCUUAGCAGAUGGACCCGCGCAGAGCUUUUCAAGAUGGAGCCUGGAGCUCGGCCAGCUGCCUUUGAUCCCGCGGCUUCUUCAAUUGUAUUUGACGAAAACGACUUGCAAACUUUCACACAGCCCCUCUCUUGGGACUACGCGGAUGACCAGCUUCCACGCUGGUAUGCAGAGUGGGAAAGGAUGCGACGAGAGGUCUAA
Colletotrichum godetiae is the source of this 1068-nucleotide messenger RNA. RefSeq lists its product as uncharacterized. NCBI's taxonomy places the organism in Eukaryota, Fungi, Ascomycota, Sordariomycetes, Glomerellales, Glomerellaceae. The record is from RefSeq and is a predicted model, not a curated record. The transcript has 3 exons. Bases 1 to 1068 code for a protein of 355 amino acids.